AUCGAUUGGUCAUUCAUUAACGGACGGGGUACGAUUCAUUAAUCAAAGUGCGAAAAAAAUUCACUGGAUUAGUUUAAAUUUUGUUUACCACUAGAUUAUAUCUUUCUGGGAUAUAAUUUCUGCUUUUUAAAAUGCCUAAAUUUUGUUCUUUAUCAAUUUGUGUAUUGUUUUUUGUCGUCGUUCCCUUCGCCACAGGUCAAACGGGACAAGAAGGUUUUGAAAAUUACAACUUGACAUGGGAAAUUGGUGGAGGAAAGAUUCGAUUUCGGUCAGUUGUCAAGACGAGAGGGUGGGUGGGGAUUGGGUUGAACAAACAGAGCGGGAUGGAUGGGGCACAACUUAUGGUUGCGGGUGUGACCAAGGGACCAGAUGUAACGAGACCCCCAACAACAGUGAGGACGACAAUAACGAGACCAACUACAACGGAUCCAACGGCGACUACUGAGGAUCCAAUAACUGAAACCACGGAUCCAACUGCAACCACAGAUCCAACUACUGAGACUCCAGAUCCAACUGCGACUCCAGAUCCAACCGCGACCACAGAUCCCACUGCGACCACAGAUCCAACCGCGACCACAGAUCCAACUGCUACCACAGAUCCAACCGCGACCACAGAUCCAACCGCGACCACAGACCCAACCGCGACCACAGACCCAACCGCGACCACAGACCCAACCGCGACCACAGAUCCAACUGCGACUCCAGAUCCAACCGCGACCACAGAUCCAACUGCUACCACAGAUCCAACCGCUACCACAGAUCCAACUGCUACCACAGAUCCAACUGCGACCACAGAUCCAACCGCGACCACAGAUCCAACUGCUACCACAGAUCCAACCGCGACCACAGAUCCAACCGCGACCACAGAUCCAACUGCGACCACAGAUCCAACCGCGACCACAGAUCCAACUGCGACCACAGAUCCAACCGCGACCACAGAUCCAACUGCUACCACAGAUCCAACCGCGACCACAGAUCCAACCGCGACCACAGACCCAACCGCGACCACAGACCCAACCGCGACCACAGAUCCAACUGCGACUCCAGAUCCAACCGCGACCACAGAUCCAACUGCUACCACAGAUCCAACCGCUACCACAGAUCCAACUGCUACCACAGAUCCAACUGCGACCACAGAUCCAACCGCGACCACAGAUCCAACUGCUACCACAGAUCCAACCGCGACCACAGAUCCAACCGCGACCACAGAUCCAACUGCGACCACAGAUCCAACCGCGACCACAGAUCCAACUGCGACCACAGAUCCAACCGCGACCACAGAUCCAACCGCGACCACAGAUCCAACUGCGACCACAGAUCCAACCGCGACCACAGAUCCAACUGCGACCACAGAUCCAACCGCGACCACAGAUCCAACUGCGACCACAGAUCCAACUGCGACCACAGAUCCAACCGCGACCACAGAUCCAACUGCGACCACAGAUCCAACUGAGACUCCAGAUCCUACUGCGACCACAGAUCCAACUGAGACUCCAGAUCCUACUGCGACCACAGAUCCAACUGAGACUCCAGAUCCUACUGCGACCACAGAUCCAACUGAGACUCCAGACCCAACUGCGACCACAGAUCCAACUGAGACUCCAGAUCCUACUGCGACCACAGACCCAACUGCGACCACAGAUCCAACUGAGACUCCAGAUCCAACCGCGGUCACAGAUCCUACUGCGACCACAGAUCCAACUGCGACCGCAGAUCCAACUACAACCGAGGAUCCAACUACAACCGCAGAUCCAACUACAACCGAGGAUCCAACUACAACCGCAGAUCCAACUACAACCGAGGAUCCAACUACAACCGCAGAUCCAACUACAACCGCAGAUCCAACUACAACAGCAGAUCCAACUACAACCACUGAAACCCCGGAAACCGAACCUACGGACCCAACUACAACUACUGAAACCCCGACAACAACACCAACUACAACGCCGGAGACGACGAUUGCCCCACCGUUCACGUUCCCGGAAACAGAAGUUGUCACCACCCUUGAGGUCACUCAGAAGCUCGGCAUUUUACAGGAAGACGAAACAUACAGAGAUCUCCUAAUCGGGACGGAAAACGGGAUUGGAGGGAACUACCCAGGUGUUGCUUGGACCUUCUUAAACGCUACUGAAUUUGUAGACGAAACUGACGGGAUGACUUACACCAGAGUCGAGUGGGAGCGAGAACUCAGCCCUGCUGAUACUACAGAUAUCCAAAUUCUCAUUGGGAUACCGGUCUAUCUGAUGAUGUCGUACGGUCUUAAUGACACUUUCGGAUAUCACGGACUCGAGAAUAGAAAAAUUGUGCGGAUAGAUUUCAUUAACUCGGGGCCGUCCAGUAUGCCUCAAAUUUGGAACAGUCUUAUUCUCAUCCUGGCCGCAUGGACUUUAUUUGUCAGUAGAAAGAACUUAUAAUUGAUUAAUUAUUAUGACAAGUCGCCACACUUUUAACAGUAUAUUUAUACAAAGGCUAGUCCAAGAUGUUAAGUUACCUUCAAUUCUUAUUUAUCCUACAUAUGUAUUUUUAAGCUUAAAUAUUAACAUAUGCAUGCCUCAAUAAAAUGAUCACUAAACAAACAAACUUUCUUUGAAUUUGUUUAGGAAAUUAGUUUGAGUGGGCUCAUGUACAAAUUGUUUCCGCCCAAUAAAUGCGUUUUGCUAACAAAAAACAGAA
Molecule: messenger RNA, 2673 nt
Organism: Folsomia candida
Lineage: Eukaryota; Metazoa; Arthropoda; Collembola; Entomobryomorpha; Isotomidae
Product: cell surface glycoprotein 1
Exons: 3
Coding region: 132-2414 (760 amino acids)
Source: RefSeq, a predicted model, not a curated record